This is a messenger RNA of Eptesicus fuscus (big brown bat), 787 nucleotides long. It is a transcript of the gene DYDC1, whose product is annotated as DPY30 domain containing 1. The record is from RefSeq and is a predicted model, not a curated record. The transcript has 7 exons. NCBI's taxonomy places the organism in Eukaryota, Metazoa, Chordata, Mammalia, Chiroptera, Vespertilionidae. The coding region runs from base 159 to 698 and encodes 179 amino acids. Gene Ontology annotation, cellular component: Set1C/COMPASS complex.
GGCACCGAUGACCUCGGCCAAUGUUCAGUGAGGUUUCUCCUGCACAGCACUGCCCGCACACGAGAAAUUCUAGCUGCGUCAAAGACCGCUAUGGCUUCCGGAGGUGAAAGGAACUAAGCUGAGGUUGCCAGCAGGAGCAAAGAAGUUCGGAGUUAGAAAUGGAGUCGAGAUAUCUUCAAAAGCACCUUGGGAAAUGCCUAACUCAGGGUCUUGCAGAAGUGGCAAAACAUCGCCCAGUGGAUCCGAUAGAAUACCUAGCACUGUGGAUUUAUAAGUAUAAGGAAAAUGUGACCAUGGAGGAACUGAGACAAAAGGAAAUUGCCGACCUGAAGCGUGAAAGAGAACUAGCCCGGCUGGAGCAGGAGCGGCUGGAGAGGCUCAAAGCAGAGGAGCUCCUGUUUCAGCAGCAACAGCUGGCCUUACAGCUGGAGUUAGAAAUGCAAGAGAAAGAGAGGCAGAGAAUAGAACAACAGAGAAUUCAAGAACAAUUAGAGAAGGAGAUGAGAAUGAAUAUGGAAAAUAUAGCUAAGGGUGAAGGUGGUUCACUUUCAGAGGAUGCAGCCGCAGCAGCAGAAGCAGCAGCCAAGACGCUAGCGGAGAUCAGUGACCGCUAUGGGGCGCCUAACUUGAGCCGAGUGGAAGAACUUGAUGAGCCAGUCCUGUCGGAUGUCGCAUUAAAUAUUGAUCAAGAUUUGUAGGAUCAACCAAGCUAAGAGUAAUAAAUUUUUCAAAAUACCAACUAUCCAACUGUAGUUUUAGCUCUCAAGCUUGAACUUUACUCCCUCCC